This is a messenger RNA of Bombina bombina (fire-bellied toad), 984 nucleotides long. RefSeq names its product G protein-coupled receptor 6 (gene GPR6). Bases 1 to 984 code for a protein of 327 amino acids. Gene Ontology annotation, biological process: G protein-coupled receptor signaling pathway. Lineage: Eukaryota; Metazoa; Chordata; Amphibia; Anura; Bombinatoridae. Gene Ontology annotation, molecular function: sphingosine-1-phosphate receptor activity. The record is from RefSeq and is a predicted model, not a curated record. Gene Ontology annotation, cellular component: membrane. The transcript has a single exon.
AUGAAUGAAAGCCUUAAUGACAACGAAACAAGUUUUUCACUUCCCUGGAUUCAGGCUGGUGACAUUAAUGCCACCCUGGAGCUAUCUGCCUUUUUCUCUGUGUUUACCAUCAACCCGUGGGAUAUUAUGUUAUGCAUCUCAGGGACCAUUAUUGCCUGCGAAAAUGCUAUUGUGGUGGCUAUCAUCUUCUACACGCCAACAUUAAGAACCCCUAUGUUUGUGCUAAUAGGGAGCUUGGCAACAGCCGAUCUCCUAGCAGGAUUUGGCUUAAUCUUAAAUUUUGUUUUUCAAUAUGUGAUUCAGUCAGAGACCAUAAGCCUUAUCACCGUUGGAUUUCUGGUUGCCUCCUUCACUGCUUCUGUAAGUAGUUUGCUAGCAAUCACUGUUGAUCGUUACCUCUCCUUGUACAAUGCACUGACUUACUCCUCAGAGAAGACAAUACUUUGGAUACACCUAAUGCUCAUUGUAACGUGGGGGGUGUCCAUAUGUCUAGGACUACUACCCGUCCUUGGUUGGAACUGUAUAGACGAUUACUCAUCAUGCAGCAUUGUCAAACCUUUGACCAAAACUAAUGUGACACUCUUAGCCACCUCUUUCUUUUUAAUAUUUAUUUUAAUGCUUCAUCUUUACAUCAAAAUUUGCAAAAUAGUGUGCAGACACGCUCACCAGAUAGCUCUACAACAACAUUUCCUGACAGCCUCUCAUUAUGUGGCAACCAAAAAAGGAGUAUCAACUUUGGCCAUUAUACUUGGAACUUUUGGGGCGAGUUGGUUGCCUUUUGCCAUUUACUGUGUGGUUGGGGACAUUGACUAUCCCGCAGUUUAUACGUAUGCCACACUUCUCCCUGCCACUUACAAUUCAAUGAUCAAUCCUAUUAUUUACGCAUUUAGAAACCAAGAAAUACAGAGAUCCAUGUGGGUCCUUUUCUGUGGCUGCUUUCAAUCCAAAGUGUCCUUUCGCUCCAGAUCACCAAGUGAUGUCUAA